Messenger RNA from Myripristis murdjan (pinecone soldierfish), 2471 nucleotides. RefSeq names its product exocyst complex component 7 (gene exoc7). Gene Ontology annotation, biological process: exocytosis. The coding region runs from base 139 to 2262 and encodes 707 amino acids. The record is from RefSeq and is a predicted model, not a curated record. Gene Ontology annotation, cellular component: exocyst. The transcript has 20 exons. NCBI's taxonomy places the organism in Eukaryota, Metazoa, Chordata, Actinopteri, Holocentriformes, Holocentridae. Gene Ontology annotation, molecular function: phosphatidylinositol-4,5-bisphosphate binding.
UACAAAUCCGGGCUACUUGAUGUUGGUGCCUUAAGCUCUCCACAACAGCAGAUUUUGGGGGGUUUGUGGGCUUGGUGGGUCUGUAAAAACAUUGCUGUUGGCCUCCUUUAAUGGGAAUUUCUGCAAGGACUGUCCAAGAUGAUUCCCACCGAGGACGCGUCGGCCCGGAAGAGGGAGAUAGAGGAGAAACUGAAGCAGGAGCAGGAGACAUUGUCAUUCAUCAGGGAAAAUCUGGAGAAGAGUGAUCAGCUGACCAAGGGAAUGGUCUCCAUCCUGUCUUCGUUCGAGAGCCGCCUGAUGCAGCUGGAGAACUCCAUCAUCCCGGUCCACAAACAGACGGAGAACCUGCAGCGCCUCCAGGAGAACGUGGACAAAACUCUGUCCUGCAUGGAUCACGUCAUCAGCUACUACCACGUGGCCAAAGACACCGACAGGAUCAUUAGAGAGGGACCGACAGGCAGACUGGAUGAGUAUCUUGCCUGUAUCGCUAAGAUCCAGAAAGCUGUGGAGUACUUCCAGGACAACAACCCUGACAGUCCAGAAUUGAACACAGUGAAAGCACGCUUUGAGAAGGGGAAGGAGCUGCUGGAGGCCGAGUUCCGCAGCCUGCUGACCCGCUACAGCAAGCCCGUCCCCCCCAUCCUCAUCCUGGACGCCAUCAGCAUGGACGAGGAGCUGGAGGUGCAGGAGGAGGUGACGCUUGAACACCUGCCUGAAGCCGUGCUCCAAGACAUCAUCUGCAUCUCCGGCUGGCUGGUGGAAUAUGGACGCAACCAGGAUUUCAUGAACGUGUACUUCCAGAUCAGGUCCAGCCAGCUGGAUCGCUCCAUCAAAGGCCUGAAGGAUCACUUCCGCAAGAACAGCGCCUCCUCUGGGAUCCUCUACUCGCCCGCCGUCCAAACCAAACGCAAGGACACGCCAACCAAAAAGGUUCCCAAGCGACCAGGGACCAUUCGCAAGGCUCAGAACCUUCUGAAACAGUACUCACAGCAUGGGCUGGAUGGGAAAAAGGGGGGCUCUAACCUCACUCCUUUGGAAGGUUACGAUCAUGACCUGCGGGUCAAACACCACUCCGAUGCCCUGACCGAGAAGCACGGGGCCGCAGCAGGAAAGGACGAUGUCCUGGACAUUGAGAUCGACUCCUACAUCCAUUGUAUCAGUGCCUUUGUCAAGCUGGCCCAGAGCGAAUACGCCCUUCUGACUGAGAUCAUCCCCGAGCACCACCAGAAGAAGACGUUUGACUCCCUCAUUCAGGAGGCGCUGGACAACCUGAUGCUGGAGGGGGACAACAUCGUGUCUGCAGCUCGCAGGGCCAUCAUGCGCCAUGACUACUCUGCUGUCCUCACCAUCUUCCCCAUCCUCAGACAUCUGAAAAUGUCUAAAUCUGAGUUUGACUCAACACUGCAGGGAACAGCAGCAAGCACCAAGAACAAACUGCCUACGCUCAUCACCUCUAUGGAAACUAUUGGAGCCAAAGCUCUGGAAGAAUUUGCAGACAGUAUCAAGAAUGAUCCAGAUAAGGAGUACAAUAUGCCUAAAGAUGGAACAGUCCACGAACUGACCAGCAACGCCAUCCUGUUCCUGCAGCAGCUGCUGGACUUCCAUGAAACGGCUGGAGCCAUGCUGGCCUCUCAAGAGACCAGCUCAUCAGCGAGCAGCUACAGCUCCGAGUUCAGCAAAAGGCUCCUCAGCACCUACAUUUGCAAAGUGUUGGGGAACUUGCAGCUAAAUCUUCUUAGCAAAUCCAAAGUAUACGAGGAUUCAGCUCUGAGUGCCAUCUUCCUGCACAACAACUACAACUACAUCCUCAAGUCCCUGGAGAAGUCAGACCUGAUCCAGCUGGUCACAGUGACCCAGAAGAAAGCGGAGAGUUCCUACAGAGAGCUCAUAGAGCAGCAGAUCCAGACGUACCAGCGCAGCUGGUUGAAAGUCACCGAGCACCUGACAGACAGGAACAUGCCUGUCUUCCAGCCUGGCACCAAGCUGAAAGACAAAGAGCGGCAAGUGAUCAAAGACAAAUUCAAGGGCUUCAACGACGGGCUGGAGGAGCUGUGUAAGAUCCAGAAGGUGUGGGCCAUCCCUGACAAGGAGCAGCGCGACUUUAUCCGCCAGGCCCAGAAGAAAGUGGUGUCAGAGGCUUACAGGGCGUUUCUACAGAGGUGUGCCAACAUCUCAUUCACCAAGAAUCCUGAAAAAUAUCACAAAUACCGGCCGGAGCAGGUGGAGGAGAUGAUCGAAAGGUUGUUUGACACCUCGGCCUGAGCUCUGCCCCCCACCCAGUGGAAACACAUCUCGCCUCACGCAGAAACCCAGCUUCCCGGCUUCCCGUAACGUCCCAUCAGCUUCCUCUCACACUACCACUCCCCUCGUUGUGUUUGAUGAAUGUUCAGUUUUGUACAAAGAUAUAUUUAUAUGUAAUUUACCCGUUCCGGCUUAGCAUCCAAAACAAAUAAAGGGAACUGUAAAAAUUA